CACCCCUAGCCAACCCUGCUAUAGCGCAUAGCAUAAGUAUUUGCCGUCCACAAUGAAUGUGUCCCAUUGGCCCCAUUGAUGGUUAUUGGAAUAGUGCGUUUCGAGUACUGCAUGUCAAAAUAAAAUAGUACAUCCAAUCACUAAUAUAUAGUUUUGGUGAAUUCUUAAUAUUCGAAUUCCAGGUGAUACCUGGUGCAAUUGACAUUAUGAAUCGUCCCAGAAAUGGAGAAGCUAGUGAUCAAAUAAAAAUGGUAUACAGCAAGACUGAGACUGCAGGAACAGCAGCAACAGCAGCAGCACCGUAUGGGUAUGAGAGUGCAUAUCCAACGUAUACAAUAGCUUCUAGUGGACAAACGGUAACGCAGCCACUGCCUGGGCAGCCACCAUUGCCACCGAUGCCACCGCCAGGAACAUUGCCACCACUACCAAUGUUCUCGGCAAUGACACAGGUUCCUCAACUUCAGACGUGGCCACCUACUGGCCCUUGGCAGUGGAUAACGCCCCAGGCUGCAGCCGCUGCUGCUGGUAUACCAGCACAGCCUAUGCGGGACAUCAACAAUAUGAGCAACUCGUUGAAGACAAAUCGAACCGGAAAUUAUGUUCGUAGGGAUAGAUUUAAUCAUCAUCACAGUAGAAAUAAUGUUUAUGCACAGAGAGGCAAUUUUAAUCGUAAUAAAAAUAGAAGAAGAUUCGAGCAGCAUCAACAACAGUCAGGACAAUUUGAUCCUGCUACUGCCACCACUCCUUAUUGGCAGGGGAUUGACUGGCAGAGGGGGAAUUUCACUGGUGCACACAGUGAUGGGCUUGUAGGUCAACAUAUGAACCACCCAAUGUCAACGCAAAUAAAUAAUGUCGCUGGGAGUAGUAAAUCCGAUAAAUCUGAUGCUGUUGGAGAUCAUGAGGAUAAAAUAAUAUCGGAAGUACCUGCGAAAAAAAUCAAACCGAGAAAGCCAAUGUCUCAAAGUUAUCCAAUAAGAAAUUGGAAUUUAGAGGAUGCAAUAACUGCAUUGAAAGUGGAGAAUGAAUACAAUCGGACUGUUCGUGCCCAAAGUUUAAUAAUAAAGUUUCCUGAUCCAGAUUUAAAUAAGGAUAUUGUCAGAGAGUUUCACGCUGGCAUUCAAAAUAUACACUUCCAGAGUCCCAGUGGUCCACGGUAUUGCUUCAUUCAAAUGUCUGAAGACAUUGAUAUUGACAAGGCCAUUGAGGAUUUGGAAAAGAUACCAUUUGGUAUUGGAAAUUUGAAAGUCGAGAGAAAAUCAUUGAGGGAUGAGGAUUAUCCACAACCAGAGGAAAUAGAUCCUUAUACACUGUACGUUGGUAAUUUACCAGAGUCCGUCAAUGUAAACGAGGUAAAGAAUAAAUUUCCUACAGCAACGAGAGUUGAUGUUGGAUACGCUCAAAAAAUGAGAAAUACUCGCUAUGCAUUUAUUCGGUACGCAAAUGUCGAAGACUCGAUAGCGGCGUACAAAAAGGCGCAUGAUCUUAUGUGGGAUACAAGAAGUAUUAUCGUCAGAUUUAGGAGACAACGGGGUAAUACGUGUCUACCUGGUGAAACGAAGAGUAACUCAAAGAAAGUCAAAGAUGAACUCGAAGAGGGUGGAGUUCAGAAGGAAAGGAUCUCGUGUAAUACCACCGAGAGUAGCAUGAAGGCCGAUAUCGCGAGUAAAGAAAAUAAUUCGAUCCAGCGUGAUAAAAAUUCGGUUGCACCAACUGCCAUAAUUCAACAACAGAAUCAACCGUGGACGUCAAAAUCACCACCACAGGCCGCCGAGGCUGCCGAGUCUCCAACGUCUCAGGAUCCUACUCGUCAUCCUUCCACAGACGAACAAAUUGGAUUAAUGACAGAAAUUAAAGAAGAACCUCAAGAUUACGAAGAAAUGGAUAUGUCGUAUAUCGCUAUGGGUGACGAUGACUCUGAUGAUGAAAACGACGAGCCCGAUGAGAUGAUUGAUACCACUGAUGAAAUGGAUGAAAACGAUAAUGAACCGGAUAAUAAUGAUGACUCCAGAGAUUGUGGAAUUAAAGAUAAACCAGAUGAUGAUACGAAUUCUGACGCUCCUGACCAUUUGGAUCAUAUGUUCAGUGCCAUUACGAAUAUUGCUGGAGACAUUGAAAUAUAAAUAAUCGGUGGCAGUAUACCACUACACAAUCCAAUAAUUCAAUAUCGCUGAGAAACUCGACUUCCACCACUGAAAGGCAUGACAAUGUAAAUAUGAAAAAUUUGUAAAACGCUUCGUACGCGUGACAACCAAAUAAUUAAUUUCUAUUUGUCUGGUAAUUAUUGACCAAACAUAUAGUAUAACUUUUUGUGCACCUAUUAUUUUCUCUUAUGAAUUUUGUCAAAUUCAGCCCAAUGGAAUGAUGUGUGUAAAACUUUAUUAACUGUAAAUUAAAACACAAUU
Molecule: messenger RNA, 2402 nt
Organism: Fopius arisanus
Lineage: Eukaryota; Metazoa; Arthropoda; Insecta; Hymenoptera; Braconidae
Gene: Pof
Product: Painting of fourth
Exons: 3
Coding region: 207-2120 (637 amino acids)
Molecular function (GO): RNA binding
Source: RefSeq, a predicted model, not a curated record